Molecule: messenger RNA, 1724 nt
Organism: Eucalyptus grandis
Lineage: Eukaryota; Viridiplantae; Streptophyta; Magnoliopsida; Myrtales; Myrtaceae
Product: sodium/hydrogen exchanger 2-like
Exons: 15
Coding region: 72-1688 (538 amino acids)
Biological process (GO): sodium ion transport; regulation of pH; proton transmembrane transport
Cellular component (GO): membrane
Molecular function (GO): sodium:proton antiporter activity
Source: RefSeq, a predicted model, not a curated record
ACGCUGAGGAAGCUUCACGGUCGGUUUCUUCAGUUCUUGUGCAUUUCUAUAUUCUAAGAGUUCGUGUGGCAAUGGAGACAAGCUUCCUGUUGGCUAAAAUCAACAUGUUGAUGACCUCUGAUCAUUCCUCGGUUGUGUCCAUGAACCUCUUUGUGGCACUUCUUUGUGCCUGUAUUGUGGUAGGCCACUUGUUGGAGGAGUACAGGUGGAUGAAUGAAUCCAUCACAGCCCUUGCCAUUGGUCUGUGCACUGGAGUUGUAAUUUUGCUUACUACUGAAGGAAAGAGCUCUCGUCUUAUGGUUUUCAGUGAAGAUCUUUUCUUCAUUUAUCUUCUUCCACCUAUUAUAUUCAAUGCUGGGUUCCAAGUGAAGAAGAAGCAAUUUUUUCGCAACUUUAUGACGAUCAUGCUCUUCGGUGCAAUUGGUACUCUAAUAUCCUUUGGUAUCAUAUCGCUAGGUGCCGUACACAUCUUUCAGAAAAUGAAUAUUGGUCCACUUGAAAUGAGAGAUUAUCUGGCGAUUGGAGCAAUACUUUCCGCGACAGAUUCUGUCUGCACCUUGCAGGUGCUUAAUCAGGAUGAGACGCCUCUAUUGUACAGUCUGGUCUUUGGUGAAGGCGUUGUGAAUGAUGCCGCAUCAGUUGUUCUGUUCAAUGCAAUUAAGAGCUUUGACAUUACUCACAUCAACUCGAGGAUCGCUCUGGAGUUCAUGGGCAACUUCUUAUACUUGUUUAUAUUGAGCACGAUGCUCGGAGUUUUGGCGGGGCUGCUCAGUGCUUACAUUGUCAAGAAACUCUACUUUGGCAGGCACUCUACAGACCGUGAGGUUGCGCUGAUGAUACUCAUGGCAUACCUUUCAUAUAUGUUGGCCGAAUUUUUCUACUUAAGUGCCAUCCUCACCGUGUUCUUCUGUGGAAUUGUCAUGUCGCACUAUACAUGGCAUAACGUGACAGAGAGUUCAAGAGUGACUACUAAGCAUGUUUUUGCCACUCUGUCAUUUGUUGCCGAGAUCUUCAUCUUCCUUUAUGUUGGGAUGGAUGCGUUAGAUAUCGAGAAGUGGGGAGUUGUCAGCAAUAGUCCUGGAAAAUCGAUCAAGGUCAGCUCGAUAUUGUUGGGACUCGUUCUGAUUGGAAGAGCCGCCUUUGUUUUUCCCUUGUCGUUCUUAUCCAACUUGACUAGGAAGUCUAAGUACGAAAAGAUCGAUUUAAAGCAGCAGGUCACAAUUUGGUGGGCAGGGCUUAUGCGUGGUGCUGUCUCCAUGGCACUCGCUUAUAACCAGUUCACUCGGUCCGAUGCCAAAUUGCGGGGCAAUGCAUUUAUGAUCACGAGUACCAUCACGGUCGUUCUGUUCAGCACUGUGGUGUUUGGACUGUUGACGAAGCCUCUAGUGAGAAUCUUGCUUCCUUCAACCAAAUACUUUGCCAGCACGACAUCUUCGGAGCCAUCAAGUCCCAAAUCUUUCACUCAGCCACUGCUCAGCAAUGGACACGACUUGGAGUCUCACCAGAAUGGCAAAAGCAUACUCCGACCAAGCAGCUUGCACAAGCUCCUGAGUAUGCCUUCUCAUACAGUGCAUCAUUACUGGAGAAAAUUCGACGAUGCCUUCAUGAGGCCUGUGUUCGGCGGAAGAGGUUUUGUGCCUUUCAUUCCAUGCUCACCUACCGAUCAAGAUGAUCAUCAGUGGCUCUAACUAUAACCGAAGAUGAGAUCAAGAACUAAUGAUUUU